Talaromyces proteolyticus is the source of this 553-nucleotide messenger RNA. RefSeq lists its product as uncharacterized. NCBI's taxonomy places the organism in Eukaryota, Fungi, Ascomycota, Eurotiomycetes, Eurotiales, Trichocomaceae. The transcript has a single exon. The coding region runs from base 109 to 387 and encodes 92 amino acids. The record is from RefSeq and is a predicted model, not a curated record.
CUACGGUCUCGAUACUGUCCAUCUUAUGUGCAAUUGACCCCAGUCUUUGCCGGUAAGCAUUCCUCACCAGAUUGCACGCAUUUUUCCCUUGCCGCUGGUAUCGUUUGUAUGGGCAGAACGCGAGGAGGCCGUGGUUGGCAGUGGGGCAUUACCGUCACUGACACCGGCUGCCACGCUAAAGGCCUAAGAGCCAAACAUCACACCUUGGGCCUGCUCAAUUUCACUCUACCUACCGCCCUCCUCAUAGAAACGCUUCCCUUCCCAGCCCUGACAAGACUUUGUACAUUCCUCACUAUAUUGUACUUACUCAUUUUCACUUCCACCGCCGAGCACUUCCUCGCUCGGAGCUGCUUACACGCUCCUAACUUAUUUGUCGCGCUCAUCUGACCCGCGCUUCCAAGCUUGCAGACCCUGUCAAAAACAACAGUCAACCCGUGACAAAGCGUGAUAUCACAUCCAGAACAUCCAUCUACUACGUAUUAAUCGACUGGUAUAUCUCACAAUUCAUUGAGAUUUGCAGCAUUGAGUAUAUUUCCACGUGAGGUAUGUCCAG